Carcharodon carcharias (great white shark) is the source of this 2937-nucleotide messenger RNA. RefSeq names its product gastrula zinc finger protein XlCGF7.1-like. The transcript is spliced from 2 exons. The record is from RefSeq and is a predicted model, not a curated record. Gene Ontology annotation, cellular component: chromosome. NCBI's taxonomy places the organism in Eukaryota, Metazoa, Chordata, Chondrichthyes, Lamniformes, Lamnidae. The coding region runs from base 579 to 1388 and encodes 269 amino acids. Gene Ontology annotation, molecular function: chromatin insulator sequence binding. Gene Ontology annotation, biological process: regulation of transcription by RNA polymerase II.
CGCGCCUGGCCUGCAGAUUGGAACCCGAGGACAUCACCGCGGAGCAGUGAUUCCUAUUGGCUGAUUCAGGCAGGGUUCCAUUGUGGACGUCACAAUGCGGAAGUUGGACAAUGAGCUUCAGACUAAAACUUCCUCCUCUGUCCAACAUCUCUGAAUAUUAGAAGAGGAGGGUUUAUAAUCAGAAAUCUCAAACCAAACGUCAUGUCAAGAUCUGACAGAGUCAAUCGAUUCGUCAGGACCUGAAUAUCAUCGGUAAUUGAAUCUAGAAGGAGAAAUGUUUGUCUGUUCUGUCUGCUUGAAAAGAUUUGAAAUGUCAGUUUGACUGCAAAAGCACCGAGACACACACACACCCGAGUGAGAGUGUUCCAGUGCACUGACUGUGGAAAGAGCUUUACCCAGUGACGCAACUUGAAAAAUCAUCGCACCUUUCACAGCAGGGAGACACCAUACACGUGUUGUGUGUGUGGAUGAGCCUUCAGCUUCAGGAGUUCAAGAAGGCAGCUCACCACCACGUUGUGAAGGGCAAUGAGGGAUGGGCAAUAAAUGCUGGCUGAGGCAGCGACGCCCACAUUCCAUCAAUGAAUAAAAAAAAUUGUCAAACCUGGAGAGAUACAAAGGGCACCCGCACCAUAGCGAAACCAUGGAAAUGUGUGAACUGUGGGAAAGGAUACAGAUCUCCAUCUCAGCUGGAAAUUCAUCAACACAGUCACACCGGGGAGAGGCCAUUCACCUGCUUAGAGUGCGGGAAGGGAUUCACUCAUUCAUCCUCCCUGCUGAGACACCAGCGCAUCCACACCGGGGAGAGGCCGUUCACCUGCUCUGAGUGUGGGAAGGCAUUUAGUACUUCAUUUGACCUGGUGACGCACCAGCGAAUUCACACAGGGGAGAGGCCAUUCACCUGCUCUGAGUGUGGGAAGGCAUUCAGUCAGUCAUCUCACUUGAAGACACACCAGCGAGUUCACUCUGGGGGGAGGCCAGUCAUCUGCUCUGAGUGUGGGAAGGAAUUCACUGCCUUGUCACACCUGCAGGUACACCAGCGAGUUCACACUGGGGACAAGCCCUUUACCUGCUCUGAUUGUGGGAAGAGAUUCACUCAGUUAUGUAACCUGCAGACACACCAACGGGUUCACACUGGAGAAAGGCCAUUCACCUGCUCUCAGUGUGGGAAGAAAUUCACUCAGUCAUCCACUCUGCUGACUCACCAGCGGGUUCACACUGGGGAGAGGCCGUUCACCUGCUUUGAGUGUGGAAAUGGAUUUGCUCAUUCAUCGCACUUGCUGAGACACCAGCGAAUUCACACUGGGGAGAGGCCGUUCACCUGCUCUGAUUGUGGGAAGGGAUUCACUCGGUCAACCUACUUGCUGAGUCACCAGCAAGUUCACAAGUGAUUGUGGGGGUUGGAUUCUGUUGUUAUUGCUCCUGUUAAUCACAUCCAGGACUGAACCAUGUUCAUUCUGACACUUGGUGAAGUGGGAGGGUUGGAGGGUUUCUUUCUGCUGGAUUGGCCGAUCUCACAACUUUGCUUCCAGUGGCUGAUGCUCUUUGAGCCUGGGAGUGCACAUUUCCACUGAAAUGAUCUACAAAAGCUGAUGAAGUACAUUUAUUUUAUCCUGGGUAGUAAAUAAUAUUUUUCCUACCACUACUGUUAGAUCUAAAAUGAAUACAUUUAUCUCAAUUCCAUUGAGUCUACAGCACAGGGCCAGGCCAGUCGGCUCAAUUGGUCUCUGUCAGUAUUUAUGCUCCACAUGAGCCUCCACCCACCCCUCUUCAUCUCCCCCCAUUAGCAUAUCCUUCUAUUCCUUUCUCCCUCAUGUAUGUAUCUAGCUUCGCUUUAAAUAUAUUCAUGCUAUUCACCUCAACCACUCACUGUGGUAGUGAGUUCCACACUCUCACCAUUCACUGGGUAAUGAGGUUUCUCAUGAAAUCCUGAUUGGAUUAUUUAACCCCUUCAUCAUCUUAAAGAUUUCUAUCAGAUCACCCUUCAGUCUUCUCUUUUCUAGAGAAAAGCAGCCCCAGCCUUUCCUGAGGGUUAAAUGCUCUCAUUUCUGGUAUUCCCCUUGUGAAUCUUUGUUGCCCUUUCUCCAGUGCCUCUAUUUCCUUUUUCUAAAUGGAGAUCACAAAUGUUGACAGUACUCCCAGUGUAGUUUAACCAUGGUUCGAAACAAGUUGAACAUAACCUCCCUGCUUUUCAAUUCUACCCCUCGAGAAUGGAACUCUAUAUCUGGGCCCCACACUUGAGGAAAGAUGUGAAGUUCUUAGAGAGGGAGCAGAGGAGAUUUACGAGAAUGGCACCAGGGAUGAGGGACUUCAGUUAGUUGGAGAGACAGGAGUAGCUGAACUUGUUCUUUUUAGAUCACAGAGUCAUUAGGGUAGAGAAGGAAUCCAUUCAGCCCAUCGUGUCAGUGCCGGCUCACUGCAGAGCAAACCAGUCAGUCCCAUUGCCUCAUUCUAUCCCUGUCACACUGAAAAUUUAUUUCCCUCGUGCCCAUCCAAUUUCCUUUUGAAACCGUUCUUUGUCUCUGCUUCCACGCACCUCGCAGACAGCGAGUUCCAGGUCAUCACCACUCACUGUGUAAAAACGUUCCUCCUAAUUUCCCCCCCAUGUCUUUUCAUUUUCAUUCUUUCAUGGGAUGUUGGUGUCAUUGGCUGGGCCAGCAUUUAUUGCCCAUCCCUAAUUGCCCUUGAGAAGCUGGUGUUGAGCUGCAUUCUUGAACCGCUGCAGUCCACGUGGUGUAGGUACACCCACAGUACUGUUAGGGAGGAAUUCCAGGAUUUGACUCAGCGAUAGUGAAGAUAUACCCACAGCGAUGUAGAUAUAUCUCCUGUAUAAAACUUUAAAUCUGUGUCCCUCACGUCCUUGUAUCAUCAGUGAAUGGGAACAGCUUUUCUCUGUCCUCCUUAUCUAAACCUGUCAUAAUCUUGUACACCUCUGUCAAA